AUGUCCCUCCAUACAUCGUUCCACGAUGGAGAUUCUGAUGCGGAUGACGAGUACGAGCGCAGUGUGAUAACGUCGCCACACCUCCAAACGGAUUCUGAGGCUUCUCCUAUCGAUUCCGACAUUCCUUCCUCUGAACAUACGCCCACAAAAUUUGGAUACCCCAGUGAUAUUCCUCGUACCCCCCGUGCGAUAAUCUCCGAGUGGACAGCCAAUGAAUGCAUAGAGUUUCUGACAUCGCAAGGAUUACUCCAAUAUUGUGAAACUUUUCGUGAAAAUGGAAUUGUGGGAGAGGCACUCAUUGCAUUGAGGCAUGACGAACUGAAAGAAAUGGGAAUCAACAGCGUGGGCCACCGAUUGACCAUUUUAAAGAGUGUCUAUGAGAUCAAAGUUAGACAGAAUGUUCCACUCGACGUCGACCACUAUAUACCACUUUCCGCCGAUCAGAGCAUGAAUGAAAACGCCACCCAAGAUGAUAUUGCUCGUUUAAUUCAAUCUAUCCAGAUUCGAGACCAGAAAAUAUAUUCAGUCGAAACAGAAUUGCGACGGCUUGCAGACGAGUAUCGACGGUUACGGGAAGAAAUCCUACCCAUGAUCAAAAUGGCUAAAGAUCGAUCUCAACCGCUGCCUCCCCCUUCUUCCUCAAUGGGUUCUUCCACAGACAACUACUCUGAUAGCGCGACUCUCAUAUCGCCCUCACAGAUCACUGUCACUGACAACUCCUCGUCCUCAAAAUUGGCUCGCGCGUUCUCGAAGCGCGCAUACGGCGGCAACACACCUAAGACUAAUUCCCCAACACACAUCCCACCUUCGGUCUACGAAGGUAGGAAUUACCACGAUGGGGGGAAUCUGGAUCCAUCUGCUGCGGCGAUGACUGCAUCCUCCCAUCUGUCCGCUUCAAGAAAUAGUGGUUUACAGCCUUCCCCAGGUGUCCCAUCACCAACUUCCCCGAAUGCACAUAUUUCUCAACAUCAAACCCUCAAUCCCCGAUCGUAUAACCAACCUGGCUCUACAUUAUCUCGUGCGAUGUACGACCAUCCCGAAGAAACCCCUAGGGCGCCCUCUCGUUCAGACAGGCUCACACCCAGUCAGCCGCUGACCGCUCGGACCGAAACACCAUCAUCCGGGUCCAGAAUUGAUUCCCGAGGUGCCGGCCCUUCAAGUGUGGAGAUAUUCAAAUCAUUUCGCGUUUCUUGGGAGGAUCCUUGCUACAAAGUUCUACCGGCUGCACUGAGGAAAUAUAACAUUAACCAUGAUCCCAAAGAUUAUGCGCUCUACAUCGUCUAUGGGGAUCAAGAAAGAUGCUUAGGGCUGGAUGAGAAACCGCUUCUUCUCUUCAAACAAUUAGAGAGAGAGGGCCGAAAGCCAAUGUUCAUGCUGCGAAGAAUACAUCCUGAAAAUCCGUAUCCACCACCCACCGGCUCAGCUCCCCCCAGUGCUGGAUUUGAAAGCGGCGGAAGACCUGGACAAAUCAACCUACCGGGAGGCGUUUUAUGA
Penicillium angulare is the source of this 1494-nucleotide messenger RNA. RefSeq names its product adaptor protein STE50. Lineage: Eukaryota; Fungi; Ascomycota; Eurotiomycetes; Eurotiales; Aspergillaceae. The transcript is spliced from 3 exons. The record is from RefSeq and is a predicted model, not a curated record. Gene Ontology annotation, molecular function: protein binding. The coding region runs from base 1 to 1494 and encodes 497 amino acids. Gene Ontology annotation, biological process: signal transduction.